UAUACCUUGACAGUCACGGAGUUACUCUCAUUUCCGCUUUCAUCUUCGAUGCGAUAACAACACAGAAAUAUUGAAAUUUGCCGGAUAAAAAUGACAGAUCCUACUUAUUCGAAUCUUCAAGCGGUUCAGUUAGUGGAGGCUAAUAGGCGGCCUACAGGUGUACAGCUAGUUAAUACAGAAAGAACUAACAAACAUGCAGAUCCUAUGGACCUGGUAGCAUUAGCACAGACAAUUCAAAAGGCAGAUGAAAUGACAAAAGCAAGAGUGGGAAGUAAAUUAACAGUAAUAGCUGAUCAGAUAAGAUACCUUCAGGAACAAGCUAAAAAGCAUUUAGAAGAUGCCAAAAGAGAUAACAUCAUACAUCAUGCAGCGUGUAAUUUAGUAAAGAGACCUGGUACAAUGUAUUACAUGUAUGAGCGAGAAUCAGGACAAAAAUACAUGUCAAUACUGUCACCUGAGGAAUGGGGAGCAGGAUGCCCACAUAUAUUUGUUGGAGCAUACAAACUUGAGUAUGAUUUGUCAUGGACACCUAUAGAAGAAGUUGAAGAAAAAAGUCAAGAAUUUGCACUCAUAGACAAAAUAUUAAAUGCACAAAACGCAAUCACAGACUCUUCGGAGAUGAACCUUGAUGGUCUCACAAAGAAAUCCUCGUCAGCAAGUGUAAAAGACGUUACAAAUGAGAGUUCAUGAUAGUAGAGAUUUUAAAAUGUGAUAUCAUGGGAGUGAUUAUUUUAAUAUUUAUAAAUUAUGUAAUUUUUAUUUUAUAAAUAUUUUAUUUAAAAUAAAAAGUCGAAAAUAA
Messenger RNA from Mytilus californianus (California mussel), 799 nucleotides. RefSeq lists its product as uncharacterized. The record is from RefSeq and is a predicted model, not a curated record. The transcript has 5 exons. NCBI's taxonomy places the organism in Eukaryota, Metazoa, Mollusca, Bivalvia, Mytilida, Mytilidae. Bases 91 to 690 code for a protein of 199 amino acids.